Scheffersomyces stipitis CBS 6054 is the source of this 2034-nucleotide messenger RNA. RefSeq names its product 3-isopropylmalate dehydratase (aconitase superfamily). Lineage: Eukaryota; Fungi; Ascomycota; Pichiomycetes; Serinales; Debaryomycetaceae. The transcript has a single exon. Gene Ontology annotation, molecular function: hydro-lyase activity. The coding region runs from base 1 to 2034 and encodes 677 amino acids. The record is from RefSeq and is a predicted model, not a curated record.
AUGGGCCGGCCGUUGAAUUUAAUCGAGAAGAUUCUUAAGGAGCACGCCCUAGGAGAGUCUGAAAUUGUUCCCGGAAAUUUGUUAUGUGUCAGCGUUGAUUGGACAGUAGCUUCUGAGCUUAGUUGGUCAGGACUAUAUGAAAUCUACAACAGGCUUGGAAAACCUGGGGUACAUAGAAAUGACAGAAUUUGGCUAGCUGCAGAUCAUAUUGUUGAUCCAAGAAUAAACCACAUGGCUAAACCACAAUUUUUGAUUAAAAUGGCUGAAGCUGGUGCUAAGGAGUUGGACAUCAAGGACUAUCAACCUCCUAAUACGACCAUUAUGCAUACUGAAUUCUACAGGGAAAGGGCACAACCUGGUAUGUUAAUCAUUGGGGCAGACUCACACACAUGCUCAAGUGGUGCUUUGGGGUGCUUGGCUGUAGGACUUGGAACUUCUGAUGUUGUGUUUCCAUUGAUAACAGGGGAAACAUUUUUCCAAAUUCCUGAAACCUUGAAGAUAGAAAUCGUAGGUAAACCUAAUUUUGGAAUUGGUGGUAAAGAUACAAUAUUACAUAUUUUGAAGGAGUUCAAAAGAAAUACAAUUGCUUCAAAUCGUGCUGUCGAAUAUGAUGGGCAAGGACUUCAGUACCUUUCUUGUGAUGCAAGGUUUGCUAUAUCCAAUAUGUCUACUGAAUUUGGUGCUCUUGCUGGUGUGUUUGUUCCAGAUCAACAAACAUCAGCCUUCAUAAACAGAAGAAAGAACCCUAUCUUCAAAAGAGAUUCAUUAUAUUUCCGCCCAGAUGAAGGAGCCAAUUAUGUCGAAGUUAGAGAAAUUAAUUUAGGUGAGGUUGUACCAUAUAUCGCUUUGUUCCCGUCGCCCGAUAACGUCGUUCCAGUGACUGAGAAACUUGGUAUGGAGCUUGAUGGAUGUUUUGUAGGGGCAUGCACAACAGCUGAGGAAGAUUUGAUCUUAGGUGCACUUGUUCUAAAAGCUGGUUUGGAAAGUGGUCUAAAGGUAUCGGAACGUGGUCAUAGAAGAGUGACCCCCGGAUCACUUGUACUUAUUGCAAGACUAAAGGAAUUUGGUCUUCUUCAAUGGUACGAGAAGGCAGGUUUUGCUGUUGGAGCUCCAGGCUGUAGCUACUGUGUAGGUAUGGGAGCAGACCAGGCAGCUCCAGGUGAAGUUUGGCUCUCCUCACAGAACAGAAAUUUCGAGAAUCGGAUGGGAAAGGGCUCCAUCGCUAAUCUCGCUUCUUCAUCUACAGUUGCUGCUUCAUCAUUUAGCAUGAAGGUCACUGAUCCAAGUUAUCUUUUGGAUAGAGUUGACAGAAACGAGUACGACAAGUACAGACUUUUUUGGAAGGAUUCUCAAGAAUCCAUUAUGUACUCAGAGCCAAAGGAAAUAGCUCCAGAAAAGGUGACAAGAUUGAUGGCGUACAAGGAGGAACUAUCCGAACUACCUGAAGUAAUCAAAUCAAGGGUUCAGAGAUUUGAUGAUGACGUUGAUACUGACGCGAUCAUUCCAAUAGACAAAAUGGGUAAAGAUGACUUAGCCACUAGUGCUUUUGCUUAUGUUAGACCUGAUUUUGUGAAAAAGGUUCACGAAGGGGCUAAGAUUAUUGUAGCUGGUAGAGGCUUUGGAAGUGGUUCCUCGAGAGAAACUGCACCAGAAGCAUUGAAACUUUGUGGAGUACAAGCGGUGAUUGCAAAAUCAUUCGCUUACAUAUACAACAGAAAUCAAGCGAAUAUCUCAUUAUUCGGUAUCCGGGUCGCUGAUGAAGGAUUUUACAAAGCUGCUCAGGAGGGAGAAACUGUUGAAAUUUUAGUCAAAAGCAGACAGGUUCAGGUGAAUGGAACAACAUAUGCUUUCCAAUUGGAUAAUUUGGAACUUAAGCUUCAAUCUAGUGGAGGCUUAUUGAAGAGAUUCAAAAAACACGGCAAAGACGUGUUCCGUCAAUUACAGUCUGAGUUGUCCGAGACUCCAACUUCCUCCUGUGGGACUGUCACCAUUGAAGACGUGUCCUGUCAUAGCGAAAAAGGGAUGACUUGGUAA